AAGUCCGUAUUGGAGUGCCAAGCACUGGAGAGCACCAGCAACUUGAAUGACGAUAUCAUGUUGAAACUUUGGCGUGGAGAUUUUGACUAUUGGAAGUCCGAGAUCGAGAACCGUUAAUUCUUUCCUUCUACAAAGGUGCUGACCUCCUCUCAAGGGACGUGUUUGAAGUGUGGACCACUAUCAACAUCGCCGAUUUUCGUCCGGACGCUUUGUCAAGAUGAAGGAGCUUUUUCGAGAUACCGUCACUGGGCAUGCUAUCCGUAUUCUCACCAAAGGUCGAGUGCUACAAUACGAAGAAGAACGAGAUCCGUCUUUAUGGAAAAGAUAUGUCAACAAGGAGAAAAGUGGACACAUGGCACAUCAUGGCCAUACGGGAGAACCAGAUGAAAAAGAGGAAGAAUCCGGCGAUACAGAUGGACAACAACAACAACAUAAUGGAGACAGUACUUCGAGAGAAAGCUCCGAUACCCGAGUUGGCCAUCCUGAGAACACACAUGCAAGACGGAACGAAGUUAGCGGUGUGUUGGUAGAUCCUGAGAAGGGACGAGAUGUCACUAUCGUUACUUGGUUUUCGGACGAUGAUCCAGAAAACCCGAUGAACUGGUCCAUGGGAAAGAAGUUCCUGGUCACCUUUCUCAUCUGUCUUCUGACAUUUGCUGUCUACAUCGGCUCUGCCAUUUACUCAGCUGGCACGGAAGAAAUCACAGAGGUUUUCGGCGUCAGUCAAGUUGCAGCGACUUUGGGUCUGACUCUUUUCGUUGCCGGUUAUGGUUUGGGUCCGAUGAUCUGGGCUCCGAUGUCUGAGAUCCCUCAAAUCGGCCGCAAUCCAGUCUAUAUUGGUACCUUAGUUGUCUUCGUCUUCUUCCAAUUCGCCGUCAUAUACGCGAAGAAUUUUGGCAUGCUUCUCGCUUUUCGAUUCCUGACUGGAUUCUUUGGCAGUCCUGUGCUUGCGACAGGAGGUGCUUCCCUGGGAGACAUGUAUAAACCAUCAAAACGAGCAUAUGCCAUUGGAAUAUGGGGUGUAGCAGCAAUUUGUGGUCCAGUCCUUGGUCCACUGAUCGGUGGUUUCGCGGCCCAGCACAAAGGCUGGCAGUGGCCAAUCUGGGAAUUGCUAUGGCUCUCCGGCUUUGCACUGAUCGUCUUGGUGCUAUUCCUCCCUGAGACAAGCUCCUCCAACAUCCUGUACCGUCGGACUCGUCGACUUCGCAAGCGAACUGGUCGUGAUGAUCUCAAAUGUGAGCCGGAGCUUAUGAGCGAACAAAUGACAGGAAAGGACAUUGUCAUGAUGACCCUCGUCAAACCAUUCUCUCUCACGUUUACGGAACCGAUUCUCUUCCUCCUCAAUCUCUACAUCGCACUCAUCUAUGGUCUUUUAUACGUCUGGUUCGAAAGUUUCGCAAUCGUCUUUGAGGGUAUUUAUGGAUUCAACCUCGGUGAGGAAGGGUUGUCGUUUGUUGGUAUACUCGUCGGUGCUUUCGUCGUUAUACCGCCAUUCUUUGCGUAUCUGUGGUAUGUUCAAGAACCGCAGUUCAACGAGAAUGGCGAGCUCAAACCCGAGAAACGACUUCCUCCAGCUUUCGUAGGAGCAUUCUGCAUUCCGAUUUGUUUGUUCUGGUUCGGAUGGACCUCUCGACCCUCUAUUCACUGGAUCGUCCCCAUCAUCGGAUCAGGAUUCUUCACUGUCGGUGCUUUCUUGUUGUUCAACUCGGUAUUGAAUUAUCUAGGAGAUGCCUAUCCUGAGCAUGCGGCGAGUGUUUAUGCAGGUAACGAUUUCAUGAGAUCCAGUUUUGGUGCAGGAUUUCCAUUAUUCGCAACUGCCAUGUACAACAACCUUGGUGUGGAUUGGGCAAGUUCGUUGUUGGGUUUCCUGAGCAUUGCGUUCAUUCCCAUUCCAUUCGUAUUGUAUAUGUAUGGAGAGAGGAUCAGGAAGGCCAGUAAGAGGGCGCGACAUGAUCUAUAAGUUUAGAGUGAAAGAAAGAGUCCUGUUAGCAAUGCGGACCAGAUAGAGAAAUUGAAUUUGGCGCUGGAUUGGGGCAGAUAUGUGUUUGGA
Messenger RNA from Mollisia scopiformis, 2050 nucleotides. Its product is annotated as putative caffeine resistance protein 5. Gene Ontology annotation, biological process: xenobiotic detoxification by transmembrane export across the plasma membrane. Lineage: Eukaryota; Fungi; Ascomycota; Leotiomycetes; Helotiales; Mollisiaceae. Gene Ontology annotation, cellular component: membrane. The transcript has 2 exons. Gene Ontology annotation, molecular function: xenobiotic transmembrane transporter activity; fluconazole transmembrane transporter activity. The record is from RefSeq and is a predicted model, not a curated record. Bases 218 to 1960 code for a protein of 580 amino acids.